ACAUUACAGGAGAUAAACAGGGCGAACCAGAAAACCCUCCUCCAAACGUCACAGAGAGCAUUUGUAAAAUAUCCGAUCCAACGCACCGACACGGUACUCGAGCCCAGCUUCGUUCACAUUGAGGAGACGAGCUGUGGUGUGAUGGUCUCUUUAAACCGAGGGCACAGGCUUCUAAGCGGUCUGUAAGCUGCUGGCGAUCGCCCGUUUUUAUUACCGCUCCGUUAUACGAACUUUCCAUCGGAAACAUCCCCAACGUUCUCUAUACGAAUCGAGCGAUCCUUUCGUUAUUCUUGUGGAUCUUUACGAGAGCAGGGAAGUCUCCUGCGGGAGUAUUCUAGGUUGCGUGGUAAUGAUGGCGGCUCUCUGGGAGACUUCCUUACCGCUAGGUCCUGUUGAAAUGAAUCGCUAGCCUGCGCCCGACCUCCUGCUGUGUAGUGUACUGUAGGCGGCGGGGCUCGCCGCAUGUAUGUAGCCGCUGUGGACCGAAGCAAAGGGCGGAUUUGUGUGGAAUUGAACGUUUUAUCACACAGUAGGCAGAGGAGGACUGCGAGAGAAUGGGCCUACUGGAAAGACUGAAAAAAGAAUGGUUUAUUAUUGGGAUCAUACUGGUCAUCACCGCAGCGAAACUACAGCCUUCCAUUGGAGAGAAAGGGGGACCAUUGAAGCCGGAAGUUACCAUAACUUACAUCGCUGUCUCGACCAUAUUCUUUAACAGCGGGCUGUCAUUAAAAACAGAGGAGCUGACAAAUGCUUUGAUGCACGUGAAGCUGCACCUUUUUGUCCAGCUGUUUACACUUGUUUUCUUCCCAUCGGCAAUAUGGCUUUUUCUGCGAGUGCUGUCACUCACUCCUACAAACGAAUGGCUUCUAAAAGGUUUGCAGACUGUAAGCUGUAUGCCUCCUCCAGUUUCAUCUGCAGUGAUCUUGACCAAAGCAGUUGGUGGAAAUGAGGCUGCUGCAAUCUUCAACUCGGCGUUUGGGAGUUUUUUGGCAAGUAUACAUAUUUUUCUCCCUUUUUUCCCCCCUUCUAAAAUGUAUCUUUAUAUGUAGAGGAACGGUAAUGCAUUGCUGUCUGUUCUAGCGUUUAUCCUAUUUGUAAUAAAUACUAAUGCUCAGGCUUCAUGUCUGUAAUCCUGCUUUA
This is a messenger RNA of Spea bombifrons (plains spadefoot toad), 1140 nucleotides long. It is a transcript of the gene SLC10A7, whose product is annotated as solute carrier family 10 member 7. Gene Ontology annotation, cellular component: plasma membrane. The coding region runs from base 555 to 1049 and encodes 164 amino acids. The record is from RefSeq and is a predicted model, not a curated record. The transcript is spliced from 5 exons. Lineage: Eukaryota; Metazoa; Chordata; Amphibia; Anura; Pelobatidae.